AAUCAAUGGCAGCUGCAUCGCUGACGGCCUGGCAGCCACAAUGGAAUUGCGCUGGCAGGAGGCUCUGUGCUGCCUGCCGAUGCUGCAGCUUUCGAAGUUGAGGUCGGAUUGGCACAAGUUCAAGCCCAGGUUGCCGCCAAGUGCUUGUCAUGGAGCACCUGGUCAUUGUGCAGGGCCCUUGGCCGCAGCGCGGAGGUGCCCAAGCUGCCACAUCUUCUGGACUUCAUCCAGCCUGCCUCAGCCGCACAGACUCCUUGAAGAGCAACAUCAAGUCGAGCGCAGAAGGCUUUUGGUGAACUUCACAUCGAUGGCUUCACGAUGUGAUUCCAAGCCGCGGUCCAAGAAGGAGUUCAUGCAGCCAAGUGUCUUUGACGUCACCAAGUUGGACAUCCUCAUCUUUGACAUCAGCCAUUGCCAAGGCGCAGAGCUAGAGCCACCAGAGCCACUGGACGAAGAUGCGCUGAAGCGCUGCAUGGUUCGUGAAUCCUCGCGUGCGACCGCAGGAUCGAAUCAAAGCAAGAAACGCGAUUGAUUAUGGAGCAUAGAAAACCUUCAGGUCUUGUGGGCGAUGCCUCUCAUUCCUCAGAUGUUCGGAAGCGAUGUGGGCAAAAAA
Cladocopium goreaui is the source of this 613-nucleotide messenger RNA. The record is from the annotation of a GenBank genome assembly. NCBI's taxonomy places the organism in Eukaryota, Dinophyceae, Suessiales, Symbiodiniaceae.